GAGAUGUUUAAGUAUGCUCGUGAACAUCAAGUAAGUUCUCUUGAUGUCUACUUGUUGGUGUGACUUGUAUUGUUUCCUUAUGGAUAAGCUAGUUUUUUCUUCUGGUUAUGUAGCCAUGCAUCGUCUUUAUGGAUGAGAUUGAUGCUAUUGGUAGACGUAGAUCCAGCUACGGAGAAGGAGAUACUAGUGAGUGUAAUAGAGUCCUCGUCGAGCUUCUCUCUCAACUUGAUGGAUUCAACGAACUUGAUAAGGUGAAAGUUAUAAUGGCAACGAACAGACCUGAUGUUCUUGACCCUGCCCUUCUACGACCUGGUAGAAUCGAUAAGAAGAUAGAGUUCUCAUUGCCAAACGAAGAUUCCAGAAUGAGAAUCCUUAAGAUUCAUGCUUCUGGUAUUACUAAACAAGGAGCUAUCGACUACGAAAAAGUCGUGAAGCUAUCUGAGGUUCGUUACACACUCUCA
Messenger RNA from Brassica napus (rape), 461 nucleotides. Its product is annotated as 26S proteasome regulatory subunit S10B homolog B-like. The transcript is spliced from 2 exons. The annotation marks the transcript as partial. Gene Ontology annotation, molecular function: proteasome-activating activity; ATP hydrolysis activity; ATP binding. Lineage: Eukaryota; Viridiplantae; Streptophyta; Magnoliopsida; Brassicales; Brassicaceae. The record is from RefSeq and is a predicted model, not a curated record. Gene Ontology annotation, biological process: positive regulation of RNA polymerase II transcription preinitiation complex assembly. Gene Ontology annotation, cellular component: proteasome regulatory particle, base subcomplex; cytosolic proteasome complex.